GUGCCAAAUCUUUUUGGCAACAAGAUUUCCUUCUCCGAGGAACUUGAUUGGAAGAGUGUAAGAGAGGAAAAUCUUUCGUAUUACAAAGAAUUAGGGGUAUAGAACUCCCGAGGAGUUAGUUACCUAUUUAUAGGUGUUGGCUAUAAUUAGAGGUAUGUACACUGGUCGGAUAGGGUCGAUUUAGGGGUAAAAUUAAAAUCAAAUCGAUUUAACUCAGUCUCCUAGAAUUAAAUCCAAACAAAUGGUUCAUGAAAUUGAAGCGAGAAAUUCUGUUUGAUUUAUUCUGUUGAAAAGAUCCAAUUUUAGAUCCAUUAUAUCAAGUUGAGAAGAUGUAAGGAUUGCUGAUUCGUGAUAGAUUUUUUUGAAAAUUGUAUCCGAAAAACUCAUCUGAAAAGCCUGUAAAUCAGAGAGAACAGGAUUUGUAGUCGGGAUAGAUUGUUUUGGAUGCUCUCUAAUCUAGUAAAAUAUUUGACUCCAAAGUCUCUCUUCGCCUUAUUUCUCAAAAAGAAAGGCAUGAGGAAAAGAAGUGAAGCAAUUAAAGAGAAGGAAAGAUUUAAAAAUACAAGACAAAAGAAAGUGGCGAGAAUUUGAGGAGAAGAUUUUUGGCAUCGAGUUUUAUCCAAAAAAAAAGAGGUGAAAGAUAUGAGACACCCCAUAAAAGCUCGAUCUCGUCGAGCGAGAGCACUUCCGUCGCCGCCAAGGGGCCGUCGCCGCCGCCGCCGUAGUCGAAGCAAUGGGCGGACCAGCCCGAGCACAGGAGUGGAAGGAUGGAGAAGAGGAUAUCCUUAAAGUCAUCGAGCCCAUCGCCAUCCUCACGAAGGAGAUACUCCACUCCAGCAGGUUGAUCGAAAUCCACAAUUCGGAAAUUCAAGAUGCCUCUUUGUUGUAAGAACUGAUGGUGGCUGGAUCGAUUUUUCCUACCAGAAGUGUCUUCAAGCAUAUGUUUGAGAUAAGUAUCCAUCUUAUGCUGAAAGGUUCAUGCAAGAACAUUUCAAACGUGUCUAAAGAUUUUACGUUGUCAUGAUAUAUUUUGCUCAUCCAACCACCCAACAUUUUCACUGGUUAUGGAUAUGAGGGAAAGAUUUCAUACGUCAAGUUCAUGGUCUCAUUUCUAAUUUUGUAUAGCCCUUGUAUUUUUUCAUCCAGUGACCAAGAAGAUAAAUUAUUUAGCAAUUGUAGUUGGAACAAACAUGAUGAAAUGAAGUAUGCAAGAUGACCUUUCUAAUAUGUUCCCCUUUUUAAUUCUUCCCUUGGAAAAUUCAUGAAGUCAUACCUGAAUCUUGUAUUUUAAAGUUCAUGGCAUUGCUUAUCAAACAUGGGUACUGCAUUGUAUAAUCUGACCAUGUUGUGUGCAGCCUGAAAUUUGGUACUGAAGGUCAGUGAAUCUGAUCAGUUACUCUCCAAGCACCUUGAUGCGGCUUAGUUUUUUUUGUCAAAAGUGCCUAAAGAAAUUUCACAUGUUCACUCACUCGAGGUGCAGCACGAGGUUUAUCGGCACUCUUCAGAUCAUCAUAUCGGAUUUUGGUAAUCGAGCAACGCAUGGCAAUGCUGGAGCACACAUUGAAGCGUUUCUUUCCCGGACCUACUGUAUCUGGAUCUCACCCACAGUAAAAACCAACAAAAGAAAAGAAAGAUAAAACAAAAGAAUAGUAUAAAAAGAAUGGCAGCUUGCAGGCAGGCGAAGGCCUGGUGACGCCCCAACUCCAAUUAAAGCUUGCGCUUUUUCCGUCUCUCUCUCCCUAUGCUCACCCUCGCUGCUGCAACCGAAGCCCAGUAGGCGCCAUAGCAGCAGAAAAAGCCAACAAAGGGAAAGGGGAGGCGAAGAUAAAGAUAGAACAGAGACAGAGAAGAGAAGAGAACGAAGGGAGAUGACGAGAAGCCACUCCCUCUCCUCCUUUUCGAUCGUCUUCUCCUCUCCAUCCUCCCACCACUACUAUAACCCCUGCGUAUCAUGAACAAAACCCGCCAACCUCUUCUUCCCCUCAGAAGGAGACCAUGGCUCUCACCUUCCUCCUUGACCCCCUCUACUGCCCAGAAGAGCACUCGGAGCUCGACGCCGAUGCCUCUCUACCUUCCCACCUCCCCGUCUCAGCCGCCGAGGUCGGGACGGAGCUGCCGGAGGACUGGGCGGAGAUCUUGUCUUCUCUGGUCGCCAAAGAAGGGGAGACCCACCCCACGCUUUCCUCUGAUGGCGCUGACGACCUUUAUCUCCGCUCCGCGAGGAGGGGCGCCGUCGAGUGGGUGGUGCGAGCCGUCGCCCGGCAUGGAUUUUCUGCUCUCACGGCGGUGCUCGCCGUGAACUACCUCGACCGGUGCUUCCUUUCCGGCGGAGGUAGGCUUCGGCUGCAGGGUGAUCGGCCGUGGAUGGGGCGGCUGUCGGCGGUGGCAUGCCUGUCUCUGGCGGCGAAGGUGGAGGAAACGUACGUCCCGCUCCUCCUCGACCUCCAGGCGGCCGCGGUGGAGGCGGAGGCAGACGGGGAGGUUGAGGCGGGGUACGUGUUCGAGACCAAGACCGUGCGGCGGAUGGAGCUUCUUGUGCUCUCCGCCCUCGGCUGGCGGAUGAAUCCCGUCACCCCUCUCUCCUUGAUCCACCUCCUCCUCCCCCGCCUCCUUUACAAACCCCAAAACGGUACCCUCACCCCCUCCUCCGCCCUCCUCCGCUGCGAAGCCAUUCUCCUCUCCGUCAUAGCCGAUGGGAGAUGGGUCCGGUAUCCGGCAUCGGCGUGGGCCGCGGCGGCGAUGCGACACGUUUUCGACCAGCAGCUGGAGCCCGGCAUUGGCGCCGCUGCUGGGGACGCCUUGGAGUGCCACGAGACCCACCACCUCCUGGCCUUCCUCAACGCUCCCAAGGUGGAAGAAUGCUUUCAGCUCAUUCUGGACUGCACUGGCGGUAACGGUGGCGUUAUUGGUCAUGGGCGCAAAAGGAGGAACUUGUUCUCCUCUUUGGAUUACCAUCCUUCGCCACCCAGUCCCAAUGCGGUGCUGGGUUCGUGCUUCAGUUGCGAAAGCUUGUCGAGCUGCGACUCCCGGGCAAUGUGGCCCUUCUCGUCGGCCUCGUCCUCCCCGGAGCUUCCUCCUCCCAAGAGACCCAAUCGCAUUGCCACCGAAGCCUUUGGAGACGACGAAGAUGGGGAGAAUGGGGAUCGGCUUCAUCACCACCAGGAGCCAAGACUGGACUGCUGCAGUGCUCCUCCUCUUUAAAGUAUAUUAAGUUAUAUGGUAUAUGUUAUCAGAAAGCAGACUGCCUUCCAUCUCUGUCUGAGUUUGGGAACUCGGUAGCGGGUCGUAGAUCUUGGGAGCAAGUCUUGGUAUGGUUGGGACUUGGGGUGGUGAGGUGGAGGAGAGUUGGGACUCGCAACUAGGAGGGAGAAGAGGGAGGAAUGCAGAGAUGGGCGGCAUUUUUCUUUUACUUUAGUUGACAAGAGAAAGAGGCUUUGGCCCUACUGUUGCCAUGCUAACCGUGCCUUUUGGCCCAGCGUUACUAUGAUACCGUACGUGCCUCUGGCUGUCGUCCUAUCAGUUAUAUAUCAUCGAUGCGUUGUUCCCAUGAACUCAUAUAUAUUCACGAACUUUUAAACCUCUUUUCAAUGGCUCUCAUGGAUAUAAUAAUAACGACUGACGAGUGUUCAUUUA
Molecule: messenger RNA, 3633 nt
Organism: Phoenix dactylifera (date palm)
Lineage: Eukaryota; Viridiplantae; Streptophyta; Magnoliopsida; Arecales; Arecaceae
Product: cyclin-D3-2-like
Source: RefSeq, a predicted model, not a curated record